CAUCCCGUAAUCUGUAGCUAUUGUGUUUCCGCGGAAGUACAUGAUGCGUGAAAUUCGGGCAAUAGCUAUUGCCUGGAUAUUACUUAAUUUGUUGGCCCGCGGGAGAUCCGAUCGGAUCGAUGCAAUCAUUGGAAACUUCAUUACUGAUGUGAGCUCAUCACUUCUCGUCUCGUCCAGCUUCACUGGGUUCUUCUGUAUGGAGUCAGACGACAUCGUAAAAUUCUCAAGACAAAUCUCCCGGAACUAUCUCCUGCACAAAAUCGCAUCUUUCAACGAUUCAGAUCUGAUUGACAUCUCUCAGAUCGCCACUCACAAUCAUUACUUCGUUGUUGAUCUAGAUUGUCCGGACGGUGCUGACUUCCUCAUUAAGGCAAACACAAGAAGACUGUUCAUCGCACCUGCCAAAUGGCUCAUACUUCGGGAUUUGCGGAAUCAGGAUGAACUGCGAGGAUUACCUUAUCUGCAAUCGAUGGUGGAAAUGAACGAGGACACGUUGAUCAGCCUGUUGAGCAACUUCGACAUCUUCCCUGAUAGUGAAGUUAUCGUCGGCCAGAGAUUGAACGAAACUACCGUACAGCUGUCGUCACUGUAUCGUCCCAAUUCUGAUCACAGCCUGACCAUCGAGAAUCUAGGGAGCUGGGAUGACGAAGGUGGUCUGUGUCUUUGCAGUCACGAUCAAUCUUCGAGGAGGAGAGUCAAUCUGCAGGGGACUGUUCUGAAAACGAGUCUCGUGAUGACAGAUCUCAACACGAUUAAUCAUCUCACCGAUUACCAAGAUAAGCUGAUCGAUGCUGUUACCAAAGCCAGUUAUAUGUGGAUCGUGUAUCUUUCGGAACGGAUGAAUGCAACCUUCAACUUCACGGUGGAGCGCACAUGGGGGUAUAAAAAUGAAGAUGGCAAUUGGAACGGGAUGAUUGGACUAUUGGACCGCGGGGAAAUUAAUAUCGGAGGCACUGCGACUUUCAUGAUAUCGCAGAGAAUCGGAGUUGUUGAUUAUGUUCAGUUGUAUACACCGACAGGAUCGAGAUUCUUGUUUCGACGACCUCCAUUGUCAUACGUCAGCAACAUCUUCACUCUCCCCUUCGCCCGCUCCGUUUGGAUCGCCAUCGUAGCUUUUCUAACCAUCAGUUUCGGGUUUUUGUAUAUAACCAUGAAGUGGGAAUGGGAGAAGAUGCAGGCAAUACCUUUGGAAUCCCGAUUGGGGGGAGAUUUGGAGGGGAAACCUACUGUCACUGAUAAUCUUCUCGUUUUACUUGGUGCUAUUUUCCAACAAGGUUUCAGUUGUGAGCCCCGAACCAUUUCGACGCGAAUCGUCGUUCUCAUGGUCCUGCUAAUCGCUCUAAGUUUAUAUGCUGCUUACACAGCGAACAUCGUGGCACUUCUCCAAUCUACUGCAGACUCAAUAAAAACAUUGGACGACCUGAUGAACAGUCCUCUGAAAAUCGGGAUAUUCGAUAUAGUUUACAACAGAUACUACUUCGGGGCGUUUGAGGAUCCCGUGAGAAAGGAGUUCUAUGAGCGAUUGGUGAAAGAUAAGCCGGCGGUUUGGAUGCCCCUCGAGGAAGGAAUUCGGAAAGUCAGAGAGGGACUGUUCGCUUUCCACGUGGAUUUGGGGUUCGGUUAUCAGAUGAUGCAGGAGACCUACGCGGAGGAUGAAAAAUGCGGGAUCGAGGAGAUUGAUUACUUGAAGGUUUAUGAUCCGUUGCUCGUUAUCGAGAGGCAGUCGCCCUUCCGGGAAAUUAUACGCGUUGGAGCCUUAUGGAUAGCUGAAACAGGGCUGAAACCUCGUGUCGCCUCGAAAUUCUUCACUCAGAAACCACCUUGCAUUGGGAGCACGAGUUUCGUGAGCGUCGGAAUCAUUGACUGCUACGUAGCCAUGCUCGCCAUCGUCUACGGCUGUGCUAUCAGCGUUGGGAUUCUCCUCCUGGAAAAUCUGUGGCGAAGAUGUAUUGGGGAACGUCGGAGUCAUGAUAACACUCCAUUGAAGACUUCUCUUCCCGAAUCUUCAUUAACGAGAGACGAAAAGUCCGCAACACAAUCAUCAACAAGUCUUCAAAUUGAAGAACUUUUCGGAUAAUCAAUUUAAUUGGUCAUGAGAAUAUUGCAAAUGUACAUAUGGCUAAUCAAAUUACUCUGCGUUAUCGUUCAUAACUGGAGAAGAUGUUAAUGUAAUUGUAUUGAAUAGCGUAAG
Diachasma alloeum is the source of this 2191-nucleotide messenger RNA. It is a transcript of the gene Ir75u, whose product is annotated as ionotropic receptor 75a. Gene Ontology annotation, molecular function: ligand-gated monoatomic ion channel activity. Bases 41 to 2077 code for a protein of 678 amino acids. The transcript has 10 exons. The record is from RefSeq and is a predicted model, not a curated record. NCBI's taxonomy places the organism in Eukaryota, Metazoa, Arthropoda, Insecta, Hymenoptera, Braconidae. Gene Ontology annotation, cellular component: membrane.